Chrysoperla carnea is the source of this 3987-nucleotide messenger RNA. RefSeq lists its product as uncharacterized. The transcript is spliced from 8 exons. Gene Ontology annotation, molecular function: protein kinase binding. The coding region runs from base 1 to 3957 and encodes 1318 amino acids. Lineage: Eukaryota; Metazoa; Arthropoda; Insecta; Neuroptera; Chrysopidae. Gene Ontology annotation, biological process: positive regulation of protein tyrosine kinase activity; neuromuscular junction development. The record is from RefSeq and is a predicted model, not a curated record.
AUGAGGCAAACUAAAUUUAAGGUCAACGAAACAUACUUAUAUUGUCUUCAUUUACAAUUGUAUCGUGAUUCAAAGGAUCGGUACAAACAAGGACAAACAAAAGCAUCAUUAUCCCUUCAACAUUUUUUGGGAAUUGAAUCUGGUUUCACGUUGGAUAAAGAAAGUCAUACAAUAGCAAUUAUUUGUCAAGAUGUGAUUGUUGUAUUAGCAUUUGAAAACAGGGAACGAUUAAUACAAUGGCAGGUGAAGAUAUCAACGAAUUUGGGAGAAGAUUUACAAUAUUCGCUGUUAAUUUCAACAGUACCAUCAAAGGCAAAAGUCCCUAACGGAUCGGCUAAGAUGCAUGUACAAGAUUACAAAUUCUGUUUAACUACUGGUGUCCCGCCACGAUUGGCUGGUGUCUGGGAGAUUGCACAUCUAAGGCGGUAUGGUGUUGUUGAAGGAAGAUUUUGUUUCGAAGGAGGCUCAAGGUGUGGCAAAGGAGAAGGUCUAUAUGUUUUAAUCACAGAUCAAGGAAGUGAAAUAACACAAACAUUACAAUCAGCUGCACAAGGAAAAUUAUCUGCAAAGAGGCGUCCAGUCUCCCGAAAGACACCAGCUAUGGAUAGUCCACGAAAACAAUUACAUCCACGUUCAGAAACAAGAAAUAGCGAUGUUAGUUGCUUGGACACAUUCGCUUCCAGUCAACAUCAUCCUAAUGUUAUCAGCAAUCCAAAUUCAGAUAUGUCCAGAAGUUUAUACUCACAUGAGGAUCCAUGCCAGUGUGCUAAUUCCUUAAAUUCAUGCAUGCAGCAUAAUGAUGACUUGGUUUGUGCGUACCAUCGAACAAGUUCACCAUAUAAUUGGUCAACUGAAUCACACAGUGGGCUGCAUCCACAUUCAAAUGCUGAUUUAGAUUUUAAUUAUGGCUGUGGUGACACUGUAUCUGUGAGUGAAAUGCAUGAUAUUGUACAGAGUGAAACAUGGACAUCAGCAGAUAAUCAAGGUCGUAACACAUUUGGCCAGCCUACACUAGAAAGAUGUAUGAGUUGUAUUUCAAAAAUGGCUUCUCCAUCUAUGUCUCGAUCAGCAACUGAUACAGUUGGCGGUGGUACCUGCUCAAAUGGCCCACCUUUCAAUCCAGCUUGGACAAUGGAAAAUUCACAGGUACCCACUUGUACUCAUCGUUCACAACCAGUAAGAAAUACUUCUGAUCGAAUGUCUGUAUGUUCAUCACAUGGCAGUAGUAGCGGUAAUUCUGAAUAUUCAAUUCCAAGACAAUGCAUACAUGAUGUAACAAGGAAUAUUUCGUCACCAACACCACCCAAUGUUCCCCCUAAAAGUCCAAAGAAUAUCCAAAAUCCUUUAACACUUGCAACAGCUGUACAAGCAUGUCAAUGUCCACCUUUACGGCCACCAAAACCACCACAGUUAUCAACUUCGGCAAAUAAUUCUCCCAUAAAAAAGAAACCGAAAAAAUUACCAAUGCCACUGCCUAUUACUACACCUUUAAAGCCUGCGAACCCAACAUGCCCGUGCCAAUCUGGAAAUAUUCAAGAAAGCACUAAUAAACAUGUAGGACCUUACGAAAAUUACGACAUACCAAAAACACCUCUAUUAGUUGAUCCAAAAAAUAAUGAAUGUGUAGUAGUUCAUCAACCGUCUUCGGGUGUAAAUCAAGAUGAAAAUUAUGAUACACCGAAGAAAAUAAUGGAAUGCCUGGCUUCUGAAAAACAGAGUAUGCAUAAAAAUUUACCUUCCGUUCAAACGAUGAGUAUUCGAAAACCAUGCGGUUGUAUUCUUAAAUUUAACAAAAAGACAAUGCCACAAACUGAAACAAAAUUGUAUGACCAUUAUGAUGAAGGUCAGGUUGAUUGCCCAUGUCGUCGUGUAACACCAAUGUGUUGGCCAGGAAAUUGGAUGACAAUACCAUAUUGUCGACGUGGGAAUGGAAUGGAGAAUACCAGUAUGCCAAUCACACAAAUAGUGCCUGAAAAUAAAUCGGAAGCACUUUAUGCUACAGUAGAUAAAACGAAAAAAUCUAAUCGUAAACUUCAAGAAUCAUGUAUAACAACAAAUCCACAAUCUUGUAUGUGUCCUGAAAAUGAUGGAAACUAUGCGAAUGUAGAGCCAUUAUUGCCACCUAAAGAGAAUAAAGAAAACAUACCAAAUACUACAAAGAAAAUACCUGUAGAUACGUCAGAAAACUAUGAAAAUAUUGAUUUUGCUCAAUCAUUGGAACAUUAUGAAAAUGCUAAACAGCUCUUACAGAAAGCUGGUAUUACUCAAGACGAAUUAGAUCGUUUAGGCUUAGAAAUGAAAUCAGAAAGUCAGCAACAUUGUAUAAAUAGUUCGGGUACAAAAUAUUGUCAUAAAUGUGGCCAUACUAGCACACAGGCAACCGAAAGCGAAGCUUCACAAUCCGAAUUAGAAAUUUCACAAGAUGCAACAAUGGAUAAACAAGAUGAUUAUUUAAUGAUGGAACCAGGUAAAACAAACCAACCACAAUCUGAAAGUGUACAAAAAUCACAACCGGAACAGCAUCCGUUUCCCGGAUAUAUUCCAAUGUCUCCAAUUACAAAUACAGAUAAAUCUGAAAAGGCUGAUUUAUUGAAACAUCGCGUCAAUCGUCUGAUGGGAGAAAAAUCAUCAAGCAAUCCCAGUCUAGUAGGCCCUGCAGUAGACCGAAGUAGAAAAAGGUCUGAUUCUGAUAUGCGAAUACCAGGAGCCGCCAUGUUAAUGCAUCAUCAUUUUGGAAAUAGUCCGUAUAAUAGAAAGCAAAUAAUGGAUUCCAGUGACUGUAUUGAAAACUGUCGAAAAUUCAAUUUGAUAGCUCGCAAACGUUCAAACUCAGCUGAUUCUAGUCGAUUUGUUGAGGGAAGUUCAGAUGACUUAGACUUAACCAUAAGUCGAACGACUUCUCCUUCUACUGAAACAUUAAGAAAAUUAUCAUUAUCCUCAUUAACGACUAACGAAUCAACUCAAAUUGAGCAUAGACUUUCGUCUCCUUGUUUACAUCAAGAAACCGAGCCUUGUUAUAGCGAAAAAUACUGUCGAAAACUUAGUAUAGACGUUAAUUCAAAUGAGACUGAAGGUGAAGAUAAUAGUAGCCUAAACAGUGAUUCUUUACGAACGCAAGUUACAACAACACACCAACAAACUGUAAAUAUAAGAAGAUCGUCUAGUGUGCCAUGUAAAUCUGGACAAAAUAGAGAUUCAAGCAGUUCCAAUGAUUCAGGCGUAUCGACAGGUUCAUUAAAACAUCGCGGUGCAGAUUUCUCUGAGUUUGAGUUACCAUUAACCACAUCCUUGUCGAGUCGACGACAUCAUCACUACGCACAACGACUCAUGAUUGCUCCAACGAACUGUCUACAUUCGUCAUUGCCAAGAAGGUCAAAAUCUUCAGAUCCUCUCAGGGAAUUAACAUUCCAAUUCCAAAAAAUUAAAAUUCCGGCCAAAUCAUCUUCAGCUGAGGCAGAAGUACCGAUUUUCUCAACUAAAGGUAUAAAAGGUUUCAGUAGUCCUGCUGAUAGUUCAAUGGGACCGCCAUACAUCGACUCUCGUAGCACAAGUAGUGGUACUUCAGAUAUGUCAGAUUACAUCGAAACUCUUUCUCUGUCUUCCCAUAGCUCUUCAGAUGCUGCAGAUCUAAGGCUUAUAAGACAACCUACAACAACAUUACGACCACGAUCUGGAAAAGAGUAUCAUAAUAUAGAUCGUUCAAUGUUAGUUGGUCAGCACGGACUUAUAUUAGAUGGGACAAUGAAACUUCAAACAUGUGGUACAGGAAAUCGAAGCCAUGGUAUACAAAGAGAUCCAAAUGCUUCGUAUGCUAACAUAACUCCAGUUCCUGAAAAAUCCGAAUCACCGAGUCCUGGUUAUAUGAGUGGAUCAUCUCCAAGUCAAGAAAAUCCUCCCACAGUCCCUCAAACCCUCCUAUCUGGAUCAUCACAUUUUAAUUUCCAGACAACUCAAUAAAUUUGGUUCUGCAACUCAAAAGAAAAGCAC